This is a messenger RNA of Labeo rohita (rohu), 860 nucleotides long. RefSeq names its product mitochondrial assembly of ribosomal large subunit 1 (gene malsu1). Gene Ontology annotation, molecular function: ribosomal large subunit binding. Gene Ontology annotation, biological process: negative regulation of translation; negative regulation of ribosome biogenesis. The transcript is spliced from 4 exons. The coding region runs from base 93 to 722 and encodes 209 amino acids. The record is from RefSeq and is a predicted model, not a curated record. Gene Ontology annotation, cellular component: mitochondrion. Lineage: Eukaryota; Metazoa; Chordata; Actinopteri; Cypriniformes; Cyprinidae.
ACGAACAGCACGAGGAUCAUGAGGGGUUCGAUGUCAGAUGUUGUUGUUCCUCUGCUGUAAAUCACACACAAACUGACGCAGACUCACACAGAAUGAUCGCGGCGCGCUGUUUCGCGUCUCACCGGACGCUGCUGCGGGCCGGAACUUUGUGUUUUCAUCGGUGUUUACAGCGGAAGGUCACGAAUGUGUUCAGUAACAACACAACAGACUCACAGAAACUCUCAGUAAGAGCUCAGAACUACACAACCACAGCUGGAGAAAUCAGCACAACACCUGCUCAACAUCCUCAGAUCAGACACGAACCAGGUUCAGGUGACGUUCAGGAGUUUGACGUUGGUCUGUUGGUGUCGGUGCUGAAGCAGGAAAACGCCACCGACAUCUGUGUGAUCAGAGUCCCGCCGGAGCUCAAAUACACCGAUCACAUGAUCGUCGUGAGCGGAUCCUCCCCUCGACACCUCAGCGCCAUCGCAGAGUUUGUGCUCAAAGUGUUUAAGUUCCUGCGGAAAGAUGAAGAUCCGCACGUUCGGCUGGAGGGGAGAGACUGUGACGACUGGAAGUGCAUCGACUUCGGACCGAUGGUGCUUCACCUCAUGCUGCCGGACACCAGACAGACGUACGAGCUGGAGAAGCUGUGGACGCUGCGCUCGUAUGACGAACAGCUGAAGCAGAUCCCGCCGGAAACACUUCCGUCAGACUUCAUCUACGACAUCAAACACACGUGAACACGCUCAUCUGAGCCACACAAACGGAGGACGACUGUAAAUGCUGUACAAAAAUCAGGUCUCAUAUUUAACAAGUGCAAAUCCUCUGAAAUGUCAUGUUUUGAGCUGCUAAUUUUGAAUAAAAUGAAUUCACAAAUA